UUCAUUUAUUGAUAAAUUGAUAAAAGAGAAUAGACGUUCGCGAGAUUUCUGUGCUGAAAAACAUCUUUGUUAAUACAAUCUUUAUUGGGAAGAAAGCAGAUUGAAGUAGUGAUCAUGACUUCUACUUUACCUAAUGAAGCUGAUAGGAACGAGGAACGCCGACGUAGGUUGCUCUUGGGUCCGCUGCCUGCUGGGUUCCUGAGGGCUGAUGGUACUGUAGACAAUGUUGAUGCAGAUUACCAGGCUGCCCUCGCUCUGCAACAACAACUCAGUGGAGCUACUGUACCCGCUACUGGACCUCCUCUGACUGCCAGACUCAGCAUUACUAUAGCUCAAGCUAAGCUAUCUAAAAAUUAUGGUCUAACUCGAAUGGACCCUUACGUGCGUCUUCGCGUGGGUCACUGCAUAUACGAGACCCAGACCGACCCCAGUGGUGGAAGAACUCCGCGUUGGAAUAAAGUUAUACAUUGUUUACUCCCGCCCGGUGUCAACUCUAUUUAUUUAGAGAUCUACGACGAAUGCUCGUUUACAAUGGACGAGUUAAUCGCCUGGACUCACAUCAAUAUCCCGCAAGCCGUGCUCAAUGGUGAAACACACGAGAAUUGGUACCCUUUGAAUGGUAAACAGGGAGAUGGUAAAGAAGGGAUGAUCAACCUCGUGCUGAGCUACUCGGUGGGUCCGGCGGCGGUAGCCACGUUCCCGCCAGUGCUGGUGGUGCCGAGCACUGGCAUGGGGUACGCCGCCAUGCCAGUGUACCCCGCGCCGCACCCCGCGCCCUACCCCGCACCGCAGCCGCAGCACCAGCAGCAGCAGCUCUCGCCUGAGCAGUUGCAACAGAUCGAGGAGAUGUUCCCGAGCAUCGAGAAGGAUGUGAUCAAGUCUGUGCUGGAGGCGAACCGCGGCGACAAGGACGCCACCAUCAACUCUCUGCUGCAGAUGUCUGAGUAACCCUCCGUAUGUUCUCACUACACAUGUCAAAGUUACCCCUCUUUAUGUUCCGAUAGUCCACAUGUCAGAGUUAACACCGGUAUGUUCUCAUGUUUUUCACAUUUCAUAGUAACUUCCAUGUAUGUUGUAAUAUUUUACACAUGUUAGAACCAACUUUCCGUAUGUUCUCAAUACACAUGUCAGAGUAAACAUCCGUAUCUUUUAGACUUUACACACGUAAGAGUAAACUCGCCGUCUGUUCUCAUAUUUUACACAUUUCACAGUAACUUCCAUGUAUGUUGUAAUAUUUUACGUAUGUUAAAACCAACUUUUCGUAUGUUCUCAAUACAUAUGUCAGAGUAAACUCCCCAUGUGUUCUCAGUACACAUGUCAAAGUAACCUGACGGUAUACACUCAUACUUUACACAUGUCAGAGUAAGCUCUUGUCUUGUUUGUCAAAAGAAACUACCCCAUGCGGUAUAAAUGAAAAAUGUAUCCAUAAUUUUAAGUAUAUUAUAUUUUUAAAUAUUGUACAUACAUAAUCGGAGCCUAAA
Molecule: messenger RNA, 1481 nt
Organism: Papilio polytes (common Mormon)
Lineage: Eukaryota; Metazoa; Arthropoda; Insecta; Lepidoptera; Papilionidae
Product: toll-interacting protein B-like
Exons: 8
Coding region: 115-948 (277 amino acids)
Biological process (GO): ubiquitin-dependent protein catabolic process
Cellular component (GO): cytoplasm
Molecular function (GO): ubiquitin conjugating enzyme binding; ubiquitin binding
Source: RefSeq, a predicted model, not a curated record